This is a messenger RNA of Adineta ricciae, 999 nucleotides long. NCBI's taxonomy places the organism in Eukaryota, Metazoa, Rotifera, Eurotatoria, Adinetida, Adinetidae. The record is from the annotation of a GenBank genome assembly.
AUGAUUCUAAAUUGUACUCGCGGGCCGAACCCUAAAAAGGUGAGUUCAUUCUGCGCUCAUUCGAACAAGAGAUGGUCUUUCGCCUUGAUCUCUCCGAAAAGUAUUGCGAUACUUAGUGUUUUUCCUGUGAUGAUAGAUAAUACGUCGCGAAUACCGGCUAUUUUCGAAUAUCAUCGUCUCUGUCGCGAGUCGAUUGAUCUUCUCUGCUUUCACGAUCAUAACUAUCUGCGUAUUUGUCAAUGUGAUCAUCGACGCGUCGAUUGUUUUGGACAUUCUCUCGCUAGUGAUCAGUGUUCGGCAUGUCUAUCAGGUGGCCACUAUAUUCGCGGCAAUCUUCAUAAGAGCAAAGACUUCGUUUGUUUGUGUUCUCAUUGUCAUGAAGGUCGUCUGUGUGAAUCUAGUAUGAAUGCAUUAGGAUUUACGAUCGACUCACUGAUCAUCUCCGACAACUUGGCUCACCAGUCGACUUAUGUUUGUCUGGCUAGUCUAUCCUUCUCCAUUGGCCUGUUCAAUAAUUUGUGUUCGUUUGUUACAUUCAAGCUACUUAUUGUGCCGAUCCUAAAUCAAUGUGUGCUCCUCAGUCUGCUACUUCAGUUUAUUCAUAUGUUGAUACGGUCACUGGAUGAUGUUGUUAGCAUGCCUUCGCUACGCGUGCUCUCAUGCAAGACACUGUCUUAUCUUCUUUCGAUAUUUACUCGAGCCACUUACUGGCUGACGAGCUGGGUCGCUCUAGAUCGUCUCUACGUCGCCAUUUUUCCGAAGAUGUUACCUUCGAGAAAUCCACGGAUUUCGAUCUGGUAUAGCGAAGCGACGCUGGUAAUUCUCGCUUCGAUGCAUACACAUGGAACAUUGCAUUACACCUUCGUUGCCGAUCAACUGGUCACAGCUGCAUGCGUAAUGAACUCCAGAAUCCCAUUAUUGCAAGUUACAACCGUGUCAACACACUUUUCAAUUAUCUCGGCCCAUUCACUUUACAAACCGUCGCCAUUACACUGUUGA